GUAAAUCAUUUAUUCUUGUUGUAAGGAAUGAGGACUUUAUCUCCUGAAAUAAAGUACAACAACAUCAGGCGAAAAACGGACAAAAACUGAUAAAAAGAGCUGUGGACCAAAGAAGCUCCUCACAUUCAAAGAUGAACAGAAAAGUAUAUUUAAGUCAAAAGACUGAUCCAAACAUAGCAGAUAAGAGGGCUGGACGCGACUUACGUGAGAAGAUAAGCUUAAGCCGGAGAUCAGUGAGAUCAGACAAUCAGACUAUGAAUAUUUCUAUCCCUAGUUCAAGCAGGACAAAUAUACAACAGACAAACAAAAGACGCUCCGGAGCAAGACGCCAUGUAACAGUUUUGACUCAGGAAAGUUUCUCGCCAACAAAUGGUCGCGUUGAUUGUCAGAAGCGACCGAAAUCUAGUAAUAAGAUUGGUGAAACGCGCUCUCGUGAGCAGCUUUCUAAAUCCGACAGACAGGAGGUACAGUUAGGAGGUUCUCGUACAUCUUCGGGAUCAAGGCAGAAGAGUAGUGUGUCUUCCACACGAGCUGUUGCUGCUGAUUCACAUAUGGAGCAAAAAAGAAGUGAAAAUAUCGAAAGAAAAAAGAAUGACAGUGUGCCAAGGACGUCUUCACGUAGAACAAGUCCUUCUCCUCGAUCAAGACAGGAACGAAAAAGAAGCGAUUGGAGAAAGACUUACAGUAUUCCAAAAUCGACAAGAGUGGGACCUUCCUCAACAAGAUCUAACCGUAAAGAAGCACAAUCCAAACAAAAAGAAUCUCGGGAAGAAAGCAGCAGAAACAAGUUAAAUAGCACAGUGAAGAAUGAAUCGAGGAAAAGAAAGUCGUCGUCAUUUGAAAGUGGUCGUUCACCAAACAAGAAGCCGAGAAAAAACCCUUUCAUUCGGUAUAACGAUCGGCUAGUUAGACUGCUGGUGAAGGACUCGUCUGACAUUCUAAUAGCUCUGUUGGAUGACCUGGAAGACUUUUGCGCGUUCCUUAAGUGCGACGAUUUGAGUGGAAAAUCAAUUGACGAGAUUUUAAAAGUUUUGUGCAAAGUUUAUGAGACUCCACACAUAAUAAACUUAAACGAAAUCUUUAAUGCAUUUAAGGAUGCGAAUUUUUUGAAACGUCUUCGAUAUUAUGUAGGUCGCCUUCGACAAGAUCGCGUGGAAGAGACGCAUUUGGAACGAAUUAUUCGUUUUUUUACUGAGCUUUUGACUCGGUUUCCAAGCGUCUGUGAGGAUUUGCCCUUAGAUGCUUUCAUCAACAUGUGCACAGAACAAUUGGAGACCAACCAAAACGACCACAUCGAAACAAACAGCAACAUCAAAUCCUCCAGCACAGAUGAGUGUGGUGACAGCGUGAUGCGUAACGAAGCCACAGCAGAUAACGUCAACGCCCCGGGUUGUAAAACGUCCACUGUCGAUGAAGAUAGAAGAAAUCGAAUAAAGGAAGGAAUCCUUAGAUUAAAAUCUCUGCAGAAGGAAACACUUAUUCGAAAGCAUGAUUCAUCUAACAUGACUGGAAAGAAAAACGCACCACCAGAUGACUACAAAAGCAUUCCCAUUUUCCCCAGACAUGAAGAUAUCUUUCCUGAACAUCCGCCAUUUUUGCGAGCAAACAUUAUUCAAGGUCGAUAUAUAGAUGUUACACAUUACCUUGAUGUCCAGUUUCGUCUGCUUCGGGAAGAUUACAUCGCCCCAAUCCGCGAUGGUGUUCUAAAGGCAACUGGUAUCCAGGAAAAUCAAUCCCAAAGUAUCCACGUGUACAAAAAUGCCAGAGUUGUUGGACGAAUCUUGGACACAAGAUCAGGAGGGUUGCUUCACUCGGUUCAAUUUGAUGUUACCCGCAUGCGUCGAGUUAACUGGAAGAACUCGAAGAGAUUUAAAUACGGUUCUUUAUAUUGUCUCAUCGACAACAACAAUCGAUCUUGUAUGCAUUUUGUUACAAUCACCGAACGCAACUAUGAAGAACUUGCAAAGGGUUUUAUAAAUGUGAAAUUCUUUGACGAGAAACUCGGUGAUGGUAUAUCUGCCGAACAGCAGUUCCUAAUGAUCGAGUCACCGGCGUACUUCGAAAGUUAUCGACAUGUUCUUAAAGGUCUCCAAGAUUUCAACAAAGAUUCCCUACCAUUUCAACGAUAUUUGGUUGAGUGCGCGUCACAAGUCAAGCCGCCAGUCUAUUUGGUGCAACCUGCAACAAAAUCCAAUGAACCUGGCAACCUCGAAGUAACAGACAGAAUGAGGAACGAUGACAGAUGCCAUGAUUGCUUUAAUCUGAAGGAGGCUUUGAGGUGUGAAACAGCCAAGUCUGUGCCUGUUUUAGAUCUCAAUGCUUGGCCAUCACAAUCCAAAGUGGAUUUAAAUGAUUCCCAGUACAGCGCCUUAAAAGCUGCGCUUUCGCAAGAAUUUGUAGUCAUCCAAGGACCUCCAGGUACCGGGAAAACAUUCGUUGGACUCCGAAUUGCCAAUGCUUUGCUAAAAAACAAAUCUUCCUGGUGUCGACGCGAGGCAGAAAAUGACACAGGAAAGCAUAGUCCAAUUUUGGUCGUUUGCUACACAAACCACGCUCUUGACCAGUUUCUCGAAGGAAUCUUACUGAUCACUCAGAGCAUCGUUAGGGUCGGCUCGAGAGGAAAAAGCGAAACCCUGGAACGUUUUAAUUUGAAAGAAAGAAGAAAAUUAACCAAGCAGUCGAUUCAUUAUCGACAUUCAAAAUCUCGUUUAAGAAUUGUUCAGGCUCAAAUUCAAGAAGAAAGAUUAGUCGUAGAGGCGAACCAGGCCGAAAAACUGGGUCCCAAAGAAGUUGAAAGCAUCUUAAACGACGAAGAAAAGGAACAGCUUAAACAAUGGGAACGUGUCGCUCAUCAAAUGCGAGUGCAUAGAAUCGAGGCGUGGCUUAGAAUGCAGGAUGAUGACGUCAAGCAAACGAAGCAAAAACGAAAGAGUUCAACAUGUAACGACUCGAAAGCAAAACGUUUAAGAAAGACUGUUGAUUCUACGCCAAAUCUGAUUCGUGAACGUGCAAGUUUGUCGGUUUUCUGGUCUUUUACAAGUUCCACAGCUGUGGAUUCUGUUAAAAACGCCAAAGCAGGGUUAAAUAGUUCAAGUUAUUUGAAAGAAGGUGAAAUCCCGGAUAGCGAUUUAGGGGAAUUUCACACAGAUGCUAAAACCAGUGAGUCUAAAGGAAGUGAUAUUGAAGAUUCAGUGGGGUGCAAUGAAGGCAAUGUCAUGGCAGUCAAAGGACACUUUGAUAGGCAAAAGAAAGACGAAAGGAAGCCGAAUGUUUCUUUAGGAGCCGCUAUUUCUGAAAUUUCCGAUGAUGAUGUUGAAGAAGGGGAGGUACUCGACUCAUGUGAUGAUAGUUUUGAUAACGAGAACACGUCAAGUGAUGAUGAUGACGAAGAAAGCGAUAUAGGUCUGACGUUGAUCCUGGGAGAACAGAUUGAAAGGAUCGGGGGAAAAGUUGAGCAAACGUGUCAAGUUGAUCUGAAACAUCUCUCGGCAGAUGAGCGCGCUAAUCUUUACCAAGAAUGGCGCGAGAGGUAUAAAAAAUAUCACGCGAAACGGUUUGAGGAUUUGCAAAAGGAUCACGACGACACGUUGCGACGGAUGGCCGAGAUUGAAAGCAUUCAAAAUGAACGAGUUUUAAAGGAAGUCGACGUGAUUGGUAUGACCACUACAGGAGCGGCCAAACAUCGCCUAACUUUGCAAGAAAUCAAACCAAGGAUUGUGAUCGUAGAAGAAGCAGCUGAGGUACUCGAGGGUCAUGUAAUAACAACUCUUUCCAGUGGAACGGAUCAUUUAAUCUUAAUCGGGGACCAUAAACAACUAAAGCCAAAACCAACCGUUUUUGAACUUGCAAAAAAAUACAAGCUAGAUGUUUCACUCUUUGAAAGAAUGGUUAAAAAUGGUCUUACUUGUCAUUCGUUGAAUAUUCAGCAUCGCAUGAGACCAAAGAUCGCUGACAUUAUGCGUAUUAUUUACCCUGAUUUGACCGACGAUGUAUCAGUGUUGGAUUACGAUAGCGUAACUGGCAUUCAAGAAAAUGUUUAUUUCAUUGACCACAACAACCCAGAAAGUGAAAAUGAUGAAUUGAAGAGUCCUUCCAACCGACACGAAGUCGAAUUCGUCGCUGCUCUAUGUCAGUACCUCUUGUUACAAGGUUACCCAGGCAACAGUAUCACCGUAUUAACAAUGUAUAGUGGACAGUUGUUGAAGUUGAAGCGGCGUAUGCCAAAGGAAUCUUUCGGCGAUAUUCGUAUCAGCUCUGUAGACGAUUAUCAAGGGGAGGAGUGCGAUAUCAUCAUACUGUCCUUAGUCAGAAGUAACAGGGAAGGUAAAAUCGGUUUCCUCAACGUAUCAAACCGUGUCUGUGUCUCCUUGUCGAGGGCGAAAAAAGCUAUGUAUUGUAUUGGUGAUAUCUCAAUGAUGGCCAGUAAAAACGAACUAUGGGGUAAAAUUAAGAAACAUUUGGAGCACAAGGCUUUGAUUGGAAACUCUUUGCCUUUAUGUUGUCCAAAUCACCCUGAGACGAAAAUUGAAGCUUCGUCGGCUGAAGAUUUCAAGAAAUCACCACAAGGUGGAUGCAUGUCGAUGUGUGGCUUUCGCCUUCCUUGUGGUCAUGCGUGUUCCUUGCAUUGUCACCCCGUAGACCCUAAACACGAGAGGUAUCGCUGUCGCGAGAAGUGCCUGGAAGAAUUGUGUGAUUUGAAACACACUUGUAAAAGUGAAUGUCAUUUUGGUGAAAACUGUAAACAAUGCACGGAGAUGAUCCUCUUUACAGUUCCCUCCUGCAAACACGAGAUACGGAUUGAAUGUUUUAAGCGCGCGAGUAUUGUAUGCCCGAAUCCUUGCAGGAAAAAACUCCAGUGCCGUCACGACUGUGGUGGAAAAUGCGGCGAAGAUUGCAGUAAAAUAGCGUGUCAAACGAAAGUUGAACGUAUUCUCAAAUGUGGUCAUACGGUAUCUUUGUCUUGCUCGAGUGACCCGAAGGAUUCCCCCUGCAGUGAAAAGUGCAAAAAAUUACUCGACUGCGGCCACGAAUGUCCAGGCGACUGCUAUCAUUGCUAUGAAGGAAGAUUUCAUGUCAAAUGCAAGCAACCAUGCAAACGUCUACUCGUAUGUUCUCACGAGUGCCACGAGCCGUGUACAAAAAAUUGUCCUCCUUGCAUAAUGGAUUGCGAAAAUAAAUGCAACCAUAGUAAAUGCCCCAGACCUUGUGGAGAACCAUGUACACAAUGUCGAAUGCAGUGUAUGUGGAAAUGUGAACAUCACCAGUGCACCAAACGGUGUUUUGAGUUAUGUGAUAGAGAGAAAUGCAAUGAAUCCUGCAAGAAGCCACUUAAAUGCGGACAUAAAUGCGUCGGAAUUUGUGGAGAUUUCUGUCCACGAUUGUGUCGUGUUUGCAACAAGGAUGAACUACAGUCAAUCUUUCUUGGCAACGAGGACGAACCUGAUGCUUUGUAUGUUGAACUAGUCGACUGUGGACAUAUCUUUGAAGUGAAUGACCUGGAUUACUGGAUGGAAGGAAUGGAGGAGAAUGAAAGUUCUGCAGUUCAACUUAAAGUUUGCCCGAGGUGCAAAACUGCGAUACGACGCAGUUUAAGAUAUGGUAAUAUUGUGAAGAAAACCUUGGCAGAUAUUGAAAAGGUUAAAAAGAUCAAAUUAGAUGAGCAGCAAAAACUUCGUGAGAAACGGGUUCAGUUACGACAGCGCGUUGAAAAACUGAUUGAGAACUACCCAACGCUUGAGAAAAAAUUACACCUAAAACUAGAGGUUAUUCGUCUGGGCGAAGAUGCUGAUAAAUACGUUACAUUGGAAAAUAAACUCAAUUUUUUUUCACGCCUUGAAGAAAUCCACAAAAAAUUUCUCGCAGGUUCGGAAGAGGAUGGCUUAGACUCCGAAGAUGCACAGACUCCGAAGCUUUUAAAAGAAAAGAAGCGAAUUUUUGAACUUCUUCUAUCCAAAAGAUUGUUAAGCGUUCAAGAAAUCAAGGAUAUAUCAGACAGUAUAGCGUUCCUCGCACUCAAUUGUCAAUUUGAAAUCAUGCUUUGGAAAAUAAAGAAAGAAUGCAGCAGUUCUCGACUAACGGAGGAUAUUGAAUCGAGCAUCGAGUCGGCGAAGAAAAUCAUGUCACGUCAAAGUAGUGCGGUUGAUACAGCCCUGGCCAUAACAGUCGAGGAACGGACUAAAGUUGCUGACGUGAUAGAAGACGUCAGCAGCAAGCUCGGACUAGUUCUCAUGUCCCUGGUGGAACAGAAUAGUAUUGUCAAGGCUCUUAAUCUUUCAAAAGGGCAUUGGUACAAGUGCCGUAAUGGUCAUAUAUACGUUAUUACGGAAUGUGGUGGAGCGAUGGUGUCCAGAAAAUGCCUAGAAUGUGGCGAGAUGAUUGGAGGGAAGAAUCAUAAACUCGCUGAAGGAAAUGAAGUUGCGACUGAAAUGGACGGAGCAACGCAUUCUGCGUGGUCAGAUCAUGCAAACCUGUUAAAUUAUGAUCCGGAAGUCUUGAGGCAACUACGACAAUGAACUAUAGAAUGAUCACAAUGGGACGAUUUUUUAAUGAAUACUCGUCACUCAAACGGUUGCAAACUUGCAAGAUGCCUUAUGGAAGGAAUAGUAGUUGCGCCUGGUAACAAAAUGAAAUGAAAAAGGCAGUUGGAAAGACAAUGUAUGGUCACUCUUUAUCGUCGUAUUAUUUCCUUCAUGAGGCUAUAAUUCUAGGUAGCUAUUAAUUAGAGUUUGUUUCAUAUAUAAGUAAAAAUAUUUGAAUUCAAUUUGAUGAAGAUAAUCAAGAAAUUUAUUGAAGUAGUAAUUUUGAAAAAACAUCUACAAAAAAUGGUAAAAUAACAACAGUGA
This is a messenger RNA of Dendronephthya gigantea, 6842 nucleotides long. RefSeq names its product NFX1-type zinc finger-containing protein 1-like. Gene Ontology annotation, cellular component: nuclear RNA-directed RNA polymerase complex; nucleus. The coding region runs from base 132 to 6512 and encodes 2126 amino acids. Gene Ontology annotation, molecular function: ATP hydrolysis activity; helicase activity; zinc ion binding. The record is from RefSeq and is a predicted model, not a curated record. The transcript has 3 exons. Gene Ontology annotation, biological process: regulatory ncRNA-mediated heterochromatin formation. Lineage: Eukaryota; Metazoa; Cnidaria; Anthozoa; Malacalcyonacea; Nephtheidae.